UCUUCCUGUGAUUCUCAAGGGUUGACAUCCCUCAGCGUACACUCAUUUUCUCCCGCAGCCAGUACUUCAUUCCUCAACCACCAUGAGCUUCUACGUACCUCAGGCCUCUCACAUGUCCUUCACCCGCUCUGUGCCCGCACACCGUGCUGCCAGUACGUACGGCGGGGCAGGUGGACAAGGCACCAGGAUCUCGUCCGUCUCUUCCAUGUCUCUACGUUCGGCCCCUAGAAGUGGUGGCAUUUCUUCUUCCACAGCCUACAGGGUGAGCUCUGCCGGUAUGGGCGCUGGUGCAGGGGGGUCCCUCAGGGCGACUGCUAGCUCCACAGGGCCUGUCAUGGGCAAUGAGAAAGGCCAGAUGCAGAAUUUAAAUGACCGUUUGGCCGCUUACCUGGACACGGUGCGCCGGCUGGAGCAGGAGAACAGCAAACUGGAGAUGCAGAUCAGAGAGGCCUUGGAGAAAGGUGGACCAGAAGCACGCGAUUACAGCAAGUACAACGCCAUCCUGGAUGACCUGAGGAGGAAGGUGUUUGAUGCCACUGUGGACAAUGCUCGUCUUGUCCUGCAGAUUGACAAUGCUCGUCUGGCUGUGGAUGACUUCAGAGUCAAGUUUGAGAAUGAGAUGGCCAUCAGGCAGUCCGUGGAAGGAGAUAUUGCAGGUCUGAAGAAGGUCAUUGAUGACACCAACAUUGGACGCCUGAAUGUGGAGGGUGAAAUUGAGUCUUUGAAAGAAGAGCUUCUCUUCCUCAAGAAAAACCAUGAAAAUGAAGUUGGGGAGAUGCGGAACCAGAUCGCCCAGUCAGGCGUUCAGGUGGAUGUUGAUGCACCCAAGGGCCAGGAUAUGUCUCAAGUGAUGGAAGAAAUGAGGGCUAACUAUGAAAAACAAGCUCUCAAAAAUGCAGAAGAACUCAAAAUGUGGCAUGAAUCUCAGUUGUCAGAAGUUCAGGUGCAGGUAGCUCAGAACACAGAGGCAUUACAAGGUGCUCAGAUGGAGAUUAAUGACCUUCGGCGGCAGAUUCAAACACUAGAAAUAGAGCUUGCAUCCCAACAAAGCCUGAAAGCGUCACUCGAGGAUACCCUCCGGAACACAGAGAUGCGUUCAAACGCAGAGAUGGAGAAGUACAAUAACAUCAUAAUGCAGUUUGAAGCUGAGCUGGGGCAGCUGAGGUCAAAUAUCACAGAGCAGGGUCAUGAAUAUGAAGCUCUGCUUAAUAUGAAGAUGAAACUGGAAGCAGAGAUCAGCACUUACAAGAAACUUCUGGAUGGGGGUGACUUCAAGUAAUGAGAUAAAACUCCAGGAUGCACUAGACGGCCAAGAGUGAUAUUACAAGCUGCGAUGAAGAGCAGACAGAAUGUGGGCUUAAUGACUCUUCAAAACAAACUUUAGAUAGCAUUCACAUUGAAACCUGUGGCAAAUCAUUAUCAUUUGAAAGUCCCUUUCCACUAUGUCUAGACAAUUUAUUCAACAGGACACAACAAAGUUCAUCAAGUUGGUUUCUCACCAUAUUUCAUUUCUUCAACAUGAUAUCAUUUACAGUGUAAUUACUUGCAGUCACCAAAGCCUGUUCCACCCUACAAUCUGACUUAACACUGACAUGUGAGUUACAGAACAACAGAGGCAGCUUUUUAAACAUUAGUUAUGUCUUUAUAAUGCACAAUUCCAAUGUCACUGCACAAUUAUACAGCAAACAUAACCAUUACAAUGAAAUGUGAAGAGAAAUGUAAACUUCUCCACCAAGUCAAAGCAGUAAUGAAAUAAAAACAUGCUUUCUAAGUGAAA
Messenger RNA from Megalobrama amblycephala (Wuchang bream), 1777 nucleotides. RefSeq names its product keratin 18b (gene krt18b). Gene Ontology annotation, molecular function: structural molecule activity. The transcript has 7 exons. The coding region runs from base 83 to 1279 and encodes 398 amino acids. Gene Ontology annotation, cellular component: keratin filament. The record is from RefSeq and is a predicted model, not a curated record. Lineage: Eukaryota; Metazoa; Chordata; Actinopteri; Cypriniformes; Xenocyprididae. Gene Ontology annotation, biological process: intermediate filament cytoskeleton organization.